UUGGGAUAUUUAUCCGAGUCAAUAGUCACUUCAGCUAAGCGUUCACCGUUACUAGCGCAUCAACUGUUGUGGAAUAUGAAGACAAAUAUUUAUCGUGAUGAAGAAGGCGUGAAAUUCGAUAAUGAAAUUGGUAAUCAUCUACUAGCAUUAACCAGUACUAUACAACGUAAUUUCAAUGGGUCCACACUAGCAUUUUAUCAAAGAGAAUUUGAAUUUUUCGAUCAAAUCACUUCAGUCUCGGCUAAAAUCAG
Molecule: messenger RNA, 251 nt
Organism: Heterobilharzia americana
Lineage: Eukaryota; Metazoa; Platyhelminthes; Trematoda; Strigeidida; Schistosomatidae
Source: the annotation of a GenBank genome assembly